CAUUUAAGCUACUCAUGCAGCUCAGGGUCGUCAUCGAGAGGGGCGCGCGCGCGCAGUGAACGGAGAGAAAGCUGGGAGAGCGGGCGUCCGAUGACAAGCUGAGCCUGAGUCUGAAGGGCGAUCAGGGUCCAGCGUCUCGCGUGGCGAAAUGCCAUCGCCCCUGCCAUGGUGAUGAUGAGCGAGCAAGAAGGACGACAGGAUGAGCGUUGCGAGCUGGCAGGAUGUGGUUGCGAGGUAAUAAGCGUCUGUUGGCUGAGCUACAAUCACAAUCAAGGCGUUCGGCAUCUGGCUGUUAUGCUUCGGGCCGGUAAGAGAGGCGGUCCUCCUGCUGCAAGAGACAGAUCCGCCUGAGCCGACGAUCCUAACUCGUGUGUGUCUUCUCUCUUCAACACAAUCGGAGAUCGGCGGCCGCUUCAAGUUCAAGGUCGCGAAGAAGAGGCGGUCAUCGCUCAAUGCUUCCCACACCGUCACUGGGCCACCUGAGCAAGCACGACUAUCUGAAAGUCUACGAGCCUGCAGAGGACACCUUUAUAUUCCUGGACGCUUUGGAGCAAGAUGCUGAUGAGCUUCGAAGACGCGAGCCGAGGCUCAUCGUCGAGAUAGGAUCGGGCAGUGGCUGCGUGAGCGCUUUCAUCGCUCAGAUCCUGGGUGAUGGCGCGGCAGCCGUCCUCUGUACGGACAUCAAUUCUUUUGCCAGCGAGUGCACCCGCAAGACUGGCGCAGCCAACAAGACCCACCUGGAGCCGGUCGUCACCCACAUGCUCUCUGCACUCUCAUCACGAGCGCAAGGAGCUGAAAGGGCUGCUGGUCUGAUUGACGUGCUCCUUUUCAACCCACCUUACGUACCCACAACGGAGGAAGAGGAGGCAAUUGCCCAAAGGGAAGGGGCCUUAGCUGGCUCGUGGGCGGGCGGGUCAAUGGGGACAAACCUUCUCAACGACCUCAUCACAAGUGUAGAUCGCCGUGAAAGAGGAGGAAUUGAGACGGUCUUGUCACCGGGCGGCGUCUUCUACUUUGUGGCCAUCAAGCAGAAUGACCCAGAUGCGCUGGUGAAGCAGUUGCGAGAUCGCGGCCUCGACGCGGACAUUGCGCUGUCGAGAAGAGCAGGGAGGGAGCAUCUUUUCAUCAUACGAGCGCGCAAAAGUGUGUAGCAGCCAGCUGGUAAGAGCCCGAUC
Jaminaea rosea is the source of this 1175-nucleotide messenger RNA. RefSeq names its product putative methylase. Gene Ontology annotation, molecular function: nucleic acid binding; protein methyltransferase activity; S-adenosylmethionine-dependent methyltransferase activity. Bases 453 to 1151 code for a protein of 232 amino acids. The transcript is spliced from 4 exons. Lineage: Eukaryota; Fungi; Basidiomycota; Exobasidiomycetes; Microstromatales. Gene Ontology annotation, cellular component: eRF1 methyltransferase complex. Gene Ontology annotation, biological process: methylation. The record is from RefSeq and is a predicted model, not a curated record.